This is a messenger RNA of Brassica napus (rape), 909 nucleotides long. Its product is annotated as vesicle-associated membrane protein 721. Gene Ontology annotation, biological process: vesicle-mediated transport. The record is from RefSeq and is a predicted model, not a curated record. Lineage: Eukaryota; Viridiplantae; Streptophyta; Magnoliopsida; Brassicales; Brassicaceae. The coding region runs from base 103 to 765 and encodes 220 amino acids. The transcript has 5 exons. Gene Ontology annotation, cellular component: membrane.
CUCAUUGUUUACUCUUAAUAGAUCUCUACUUAGCUUCUCCGCGAUACAAGCCCAUUUAAAUUCACAUCCAACCGGAUCGAGGAUUUAGGGUUCGCGAAAAAAAUGGCGCAACAACAAUCGUUGAUCUACAGCUUCGUCGCUCGCGGGACGGUGAUCCUCGCCGAGUUCACUGAUUUCAAAGGCAACUUCACCUCCGUCGCUGCACAGUGCCUCCAGAAGCUCCCCUCUUCCAACAACAAGUUCACCUACACCUGCGACGGCCACACCUUCAGUUACCUCGUCGAAGAUGGAUUCACGUACUGUGUUGUUGCGGUUGAUUCUGCUGGGAGGCAGAUUCCGAUGGCGUUUUUGGAGAGAGUGAAAGAGGAUUUUAGCAAGAGAUAUGGUGGUGGGAAGGCUGCUACUGCUCAGGCUAACAGCUUCAAUAAAGAGUUUGGCUCUAAGCUGAAAGAGCACAUGCAGUAUUGUAUGGAUCACCCUGAUGAGAUUAGCAAGCUUGCUAAGGUGAAGGCUCAAGUCUCUGAAGUUAAAGGUGUUAUGAUGGAAAACAUCGAGAAGGUUCUUGACCGUGGUGAGAAAAUUGAGCUUCUGGUGGACAAAACCGAGAACCUUCGCUCUCAGGCACAAGACUUCAGAACAACGGGGACACAGAUGAGAAGAAAGAUGUGGCUUCAGAACAUGAAGAUUAAACUCAUAGUUCUCGCCAUCAUCGUCGCACUGAUUCUCAUCAUCGUGCUCUCAGUUUGCCAUGGCUUCAAGUGUUAAAGAGCCCCAUCAAAGUUAAAAAAACUCUCUUGAAAUCUUUUUCUCACUCGGUCUUCGUAAUCUAUAUAUAAUAGCAAACCAUUUUUAUUAAUCUGAUGAUGUCAUCAUUUUUUAUAAGAAAAAAAAAACAAAAUCUAACGGUGA